GACUCUUUGCAGUCGAUAGCAAUGCCUGCCGUAUUUCUGUCAUCGUUGCACUUGUGAUGUGCCUCGAGAGAUCGUCGCGUACGUUCUAUUCGCUCUUUGUUGCAUUUAUCGUUAAGAAGUAGGUCUGUUUGUUGGCACGAGAAACGAAAAUCGAGGUGGUCUAUCAACGCGCUUCGUUAUAGCGUGAAAGAGGGAGAGGAGGAGCAUCGUGCGACGAUCGGCUUCGAGCGUUUUUAUCCGAGACGAGAUAGUAAGACAGCUCGGAUUAAAAUGAAGUGACCAUAAGGAAGAUCGAGGGAGGCAAACGUCGACGUUAUUCCCGACGGGUAAAGAGCGACGAAGAUCUCGAGUCGAACAAACGAGGAUUCUCGAAACGACGUAGUCGUCUCCAGCGAAGCUUCACCGUGUCUGUCCCGUUCUUCCAUACUCUCGAGUGCUCGAGAAAGUAGUCGUCGAGCGUGUCAACGUCCUCUCUUCCGUCUGUUAUUUUUCUUGGAGCAAUCUCGAGCGGUUUGCGACUCGUAUCCGGUCGUGUACGAGAUAAACUCGCAAAGACGACCCUGAAUGAUGCGGCGAGAGAUACGUCUCGCCAUAAAAAAGCGUGCAUCUCGGAACGAUUCCAAAAGAUUUCCGUGAUCUUCGCCGACGUAAAGAGACGGAUUCGUAGGAGGAUCGAAGAGGGGACGAGGAUUUCGAUAGCGCAAAAGGGGCGAAAGAGGGGAAGGAUUUGAAAGAGAAGGACGAAAAGGGAGUGGAUAAAGAGGAGUGAGAGAGAGAGAGCGAGCGAGCUAGAGAGAGAGGGAGAGAGAAACGUCGAUCGCGGUCGUAGGACGAUGUUGGCCUUCCGCAGCGCGAAGAAAAAUCUCGUAACCGACGCAGUGACGUCGUCGUGAGGGACUCGUCUCCUUGAUACCCGAGGCACGAAACGUGCCGUUUCUUCGAUGUCGAACAUGUUUGGCUGUCCUAGAGAGGCCGUGCGAGUCAAAGUGAAGAAAUGCGAGACCAGGCACCAACCGGAAUAUCGAAAAUUCAGCGUCGAUCCGCAGAUAACGUCGAUCGAAGUUCUUCAAAGUAUACUCAUCAAGGCAUUCGAUAUCAAAGGAGAGUUCACCGUUUCGUAUCGAGCGAUAGACGAUUAUGGCUCGGAAACGUAUCUGUUCCUUCUCUCCGAUUGGGACUUGGACGCCGCGUUCAUCAGUGCGUCGGAACCUUACCUCUAUCUGCAAGUGAACCUAAAGCCUUUCGGUGAGACAGGCGAUUGCGAUUGCUACUGGGAACAGAAUGCUCAAGAAGUGGCAACGAGACAACAGGAAACUGGCGGCUUUCCUUAUAAAACUCCCAAGUUACCCGGUCUCAUAAUGAAUAAGAUGGAAAGAACCUUAAACAUGGUGCAACGGGCGUUGGGUAACUUGAGCGACGAAUCGUCGCACCAGCAAAGUGUUCAGCCUCCUAGGCCACCUCUGACGGACGCGGAAUUUCGCCGAUUUCUAGAUCCCAUCGGUCAGGUGAUACAUUCGAAAGAAUUGAGGGCAGUUAUUUACUUCGGUGGGAUCGAGCCCAGUCUUCGAAAAGUCGUUUGGAAACAUAUUCUCAAUGUUUAUCCGGAAGGUAUGUCCGGUCGCGAAAGGAUGGAUUACAUGAAAAGGAAGGCCCAAGAGUAUCAAAAUCUUCGGGAGAGAUGGCGAGUAUUGGUUCAGAAAGGUCAAAACGUUGGUGAUCUUGGAUACGUCACCAGUAUGGUUAGAAAAGACGUUCUCAGAACGGACAGACAUCAUAAAUUUUAUGGAGGUUCGGACGACAAUCAAAAUACAGCCAGCCUUUUCAAUAUUUUGACGACUUAUGCUCUUAAUCAUCCGAGCGUCAGUUAUUGUCAAGGUAUGAGCGACCUCGCGUCGCCUCUUCUAGUUACCAUGAGGGACGAGGCGCAAGCCUACAUUUGUCUUUGCGCGCUUAUGAGAAGAUUGAAGGACAAUUUUAUGCUCGACGGCAUCGCGAUGACUACGAAAUUUGCUCAUCUUGCCGAAGGUUUGCAACAUUACGAUCCAGAAUUUUACGCUUAUCUAAAGUCGCAUCAAGCGGACGAUCUUCUAUUUUGCUAUCGCUGGCUUCUGUUAGAAAUGAAACGAGAAUUUGCCUUGGACGACGCACUGAGGAUGCUAGAGGUUCUCUGGGCCGCACUCCCCGCCCAACCACCCAACGGUGAACUAAAUCUCGCCGAAGUACCCUUCCCACCACCUUCGCCACCGCCCAGUCCAAAUGUAAAACACAUUCGCGAGAACGCUUACACGAAGGUCUGUGCGAUUAGGCGACAAAGUUCGUCGGCUUGCAUAGCGGCCAAUGGAAAGCGAAAAAAUAUCAGCGUCGAAGAAUCUGGGGUACAGCCAGCCGCGGAAAGAAACGGCGACGUUAAGAGAUCCAAUUCUCCUUACGAGACGUCCUCGGAGCCAGAAAAUGAUUUGACCUCGACCAAGAAUCGUAGAAAUUCCGAAUCGACGGAAAAAUGUUAUAGUACGGAUUCUUUGACCGGAAAAUCGAAACGCGUUAAUCUGUUGGAAUUGAAAGAAAGAUUAUCUCUUCAAAGUAGAGACCAAAAUAAAGGUACCGAACAAAAUGAUACGCCGGAAAAAAAGUGUGUGCGCGUUGUGAAAAAUUUGAACGAAUUUUUAAAUUUCACUAGCCUGAAUCGAAGUAAAGUAACGCCUAGCGAUGCCGAACCAGAACUUAGGCGAGUUUCAAGCGAGAGCGGUGUUCUUAGAGUUCUUAGGGACGAGCCGAGUUCACCGGACGAUCCAACAGAUUUUUUCCCAAUGACUACUUCGAUGACAAGAGAAUUAAGACUGGAAUUGGAGUCUCUCGAUCGGCAAGUUUUUGGUCCUUCGCCACCGAGCGAGCAACAAUGUGAUUGCGUUCUCUCGAAACGAGAAAGCGAACUAGCGGAAAGUGAAACGGAAACGGAACUAGCUAGGUGUAGUCCAGUGGCGGAUGUGUUUGUGUGGGAAAAUCCGCUACAUACUUUGCAACAAAAGCAUCAUCCCGCGACUCCGGAUGAGCAAGCCGAUCUCGAAUACGACGGAGAGAUAUUGGAAGAUCAAAACGGUGUCAAGUCUGUAACACCUAUCAGAUUGCUUAAACGAAAUGCAAGAUCUGAAUCUGCGUCGGAUAGCGAGGGUACGGAAAGUUGGCAUCAAAAUACGGAGGCACCUGAGAGUCCGACGAAACAACCGGUUCAAGAGCAUUGCGAAGAAGCGACGGAGCUUACAAACUUGAUCCCAGCAGGAACCAGCGAGGAUCAGUCGGGAGAGAGUAAUCUACCGCCGCCGCACGAAUUCGGUGGUGGCAAUCCCUUCCUAAUGUUUUUAUGUAUUACGCUACUGUUGCAACAUAGAGACUUUGUGAUGCGAAAUCAGAUGGAUUACAAUGAAAUGGCCAUGCAUUUCGAUAAAAUGGUUCGACGACAUAAUGUGAUUAGAGUACUUAAUCAGGCAAGACAAUUAUUCGCUGGUUAUCUCAGAAGACAUUCCGCGACGUCGGCUAUCGGAAAGUCGGACUGCGUGAACGUUUAAAAAAAAAUGUAGCAUAUUUUCCCCUGGAGCUCUUCCACUGACAAGUACGCGACGAAUAACAUGUUCUACGCAUUAAGUCUUUAAAGGGUUUAUACGCGCACGUACCUUGCGCGAGAGCGCGCGUAUCUAUGCCAAUAAUUAACGUUUCAUAGCACUCGUUGAUUGAAAGCUCCCUUUUUGCAAUAUUUUACUCGACACGAAAGACUCCAACGAAGAGACGCAAAUAUUUGUCGCGUAUAUAAGAUGUAUCUAAUAUUGACGCGCGCCUUGAGACGGCAUUCAGCCUUAGCCGGCGAAUGGCACGCGUUGAGCCCCGUUACGGCGUUCGCUUACGCACGACACCAUAUCUCGAUACGAAUGCACGAUACCACCGUCAGCACCGCGUCGAUAAACCCUUUCGGCUGUACCUCGAAUUAGGAUUAAUCCCUAGCUUAAAUUUGUAAAGUAUCUUUAACUACCUUAGCGGCUACAUCUUAAUUUGUUCUCAAACGAUAUGCUUGAGAAACGACAAUAAAGUGCAUUUAAUUUUA
This is a messenger RNA of Vespula pensylvanica (western yellowjacket), 4093 nucleotides long. Its product is annotated as TBC1 domain family member 25. Gene Ontology annotation, cellular component: autophagosome. The record is from RefSeq and is a predicted model, not a curated record. Gene Ontology annotation, biological process: activation of GTPase activity; regulation of autophagosome maturation. NCBI's taxonomy places the organism in Eukaryota, Metazoa, Arthropoda, Insecta, Hymenoptera, Vespidae. Gene Ontology annotation, molecular function: GTPase activator activity. The coding region runs from base 942 to 3563 and encodes 873 amino acids. The transcript has 9 exons.